AUGAAUGGUUCUGAUAUCCGAUCAUUGUCUCUUCCUGGAAUAUAUGAAAAGAUCACUCAUUUAGGAAAUUCCUUGAAAAAAUUUGUUUAUCUGAAAUCUCUUGACCUCUCACGCAAUGCACUGAUUACAUUGGAGGGCCUUAAACAUCUCACGUACUUAGAAAAGCUCAAUCUCUACUUCAAUCACAUCUCCUCUUUAUCAGAAGUGCUACGACUCCACAAUUUAACUGCACUUCAAGUUGUGGAUUUCCGACUGAAUCCUGUUGUUAAAAAUGAAUCAGAUUAUCGCCUUUUUGUUGUACAUAUGCUUCCUAAUCUCAAAAAGUUAGAUGAUUGUCCCGUAACAGAAAGUGACCGAAAAGCAUCACUUUUGUAUUUUACCUCAGAUCAGGCCUAUGCAUUCAAGAAAUCUGCAGUUUUAACCAAAAGAAUUAAACCUAGCAGGUUUAUUCAUCCAAGAGUUGAAUAUAUUAAUUCUAUGUCAAAAAAGUAUCUGGCAGUGGAUGAAGAUGAUGAAACAGCCUUACGUCUUUUAGCAAAAUGUGAAUGGGAUUUAAGAAAACAUGCAGAAAUAAGUUUAUCAUCUAAAAAGGAUCCUGAAGUAGAGCUUCACAAUUUAAAAAAUAAUUCCAUUUUGAACAUUAUAAGUUGUCUGAGUAUUGAUGGGACAAAAACUCAUAAUACUUUCCAAAGGGAAGAAAGCCAAGUAACAGAGAAUGACAGUUGA
Molecule: messenger RNA, 726 nt
Organism: Thamnophis sirtalis
Lineage: Eukaryota; Metazoa; Chordata; Lepidosauria; Squamata; Natricidae
Source: RefSeq, a predicted model, not a curated record